Messenger RNA from Annulohypoxylon maeteangense, 650 nucleotides. RefSeq lists its product as uncharacterized. The record is from RefSeq and is a predicted model, not a curated record. The coding region runs from base 33 to 269 and encodes 78 amino acids. NCBI's taxonomy places the organism in Eukaryota, Fungi, Ascomycota, Sordariomycetes, Xylariales, Hypoxylaceae. The transcript is spliced from 2 exons.
UACCACCGGAGAUUCGCAUUGAUCUUUGGAAGAUGGCUGCUGGACCGAAGCUUAAGGAGCUUUUCGAGCUAAAGCCACUCGAUUCCGAAGACCUUUUGCCACCGGAAGGGACACAAGCCACGUUCAAGGUCAAGAUGGAUAGGUCUCGUACGAAUAUAGCGCAAACAUGCUACGAAUCUUGGGAGAUCCUCCACGGUCCUCCGAAAGUCUUCGACUGGCCUCUUACACCUAUGCGGACAUACAUGGACCCGGAACUCGACUAUCAGUGAAUCCAGAUUUCGACAACGGCUUUUUGUCUUCUAUAGACUCAGUAAGCAUCGUGAUGUCCAUGUUUCGAAUCCCAUCAUCGGCGAAUUAUUUGGUUCGUGAACGAUUAUCAGCAGAGGUGCCCUUCGUCAUCAGAAUCGAUGAUCACGCCCAACGAACCCAGAUGGGCACUAUAAUAGCUGAGUCUGUGGAACCGAAACUAGACACCUGGGACCCUAUGAUUUUGAUGAGCACAAUCUUCAGCACGACUAGGAACCAACAUAAUCUAAGGUACUCUUCGGGGGACUGCCUUAGAAGAAUUAUACGGCGAUUCGAAGUUAAAUUGGCUACAAGCAACGCUCGGGAUUACAGAAUGCCCCGCUUACACAUCGUGGCUCUGUUUC